Notechis scutatus (mainland tiger snake) is the source of this 4545-nucleotide messenger RNA. Lineage: Eukaryota; Metazoa; Chordata; Lepidosauria; Squamata; Elapidae. The record is from RefSeq and is a predicted model, not a curated record.
ACUGAGAACAGGAUCUCCAAAAUGCAGUUUGGCGCCCUCUAUCGGAAAGGGAGGAUGGCCCGGCGCCAAAAGCACCAGGCGAUUUGGGAAGCUGCGCCUUCGCCUACAGGAGGCAAACUUCUCAGCGGCCUCCCCCUCCGCGAUCAGAGAGGAAAACGGAGGCAGCGUCGACGUCCGGGGGGGGACCUGACACCGGCUGUUUCCCGCAACGAGGUCGCAAUGGCUGACGGAGGAAAACGGAAGAGGCCGAAGGAGGUUCGCCGCUGCAGCCGCUAUUUUUGCACUGCGGGACGCGGGAUGGAGCCUUUCCUCAUCGAAGAAGUGCAGGCUCGUUUGGGCGCCACUCAGGUAGAAUAUAUAUCGGGAAAAGUUUUCUUCAGUACCAAUCUUGAGCUGAGUAUGUUGAAGAAACUAAAGUCAGCUGAAAGAUUAUUUUUGCUGCUAAAGAAAUGUCCUCCACUUUCCUUCUGUGGGAAUAAAGGAAGAAUAAUCCAGGAUGUUCAAAAACUUGUAAAUGAGAAUCCGAGAUGUUGGCUGGAUACAACUGCUGUCUGGAGAAGUCUUUAUGAUCAGUCGGCAAAGCAACUAAACUUGUGCCAAGAAUACCCAGAUUCCAAAAAACAGAAAUUGGAAGAGGAAAAACAUAUUGAAGAUGAAAAGCAAAAAAUGCAAAUAAUAUUAGAGACAGAUACUAUUAAAAAUCAAAUUGAAGAUCAGCAAAAAUGUGAUACACAUGAUGUUUGUAAAGACAUUUUAUUGCCUCAGGGCAGACUUUUUCUAGAAAACACUCCUGAACUUAUUCAAGACAAAACUAUUGUUUCCAAUAGUUAUUUUAGUUUCAGAGUAUCAUGUCGUUGCAGUGGAAUACUUGCAAAAUUAUUUACUGCACAGGAACUGGGGAAAAUUAUUGGAAUAGCUCUUAUGAAAAAUUUUGGAUGGAAAGCAGAUCUUAGAAAUCCCGAUUUAGAGAUUUUUGUGCAUCUAAAUGAUGUUUAUUCUGUGAUUGGGAUCCCUCUUUUCAGACUUCCCCUGGCAAGUCGGGCAUAUAUUAAAACUGCUGGAUUGCGAUCUACCAUUGCUUGGGCUAUGACAUCGCUUGCUGAAAUCAAGGCUGGAGCAUUUGUAUUGGAUCCUAUGUGUGGUCUAGGUACAAUACUUCUGGAAGCUGCAAUUGAAUGGCCUAAUGUGUAUUAUUUCGGAUCGGAUAUAAGUGAUUCACAGUUACAAGGAGCCUACUCAAAUAUUAGAGAUGCAAGCCUGAUAGAUAAAAUUGAACUAUUUAAAUCUUCUGUGACAGGAUUACCUUUCCUAUCAGAAAGCAUUGAUGUCAUUUUGACAGACAUUCCAUUUGGAAAAAAGUUCAAAAUAACAGAAGACAUGAAGUUCCUUCCCAGAGUUUUUCAAGAACUUGAAAGGGUGCUUUGUUUUGGAGGGACUGUUGUACUGUUACUUAAUCAAGAACUUUAUAAAAGUAUUUCUAAUAUUGCCCAUGGCUCUCGGACUGAGAGAUCCAUCUUUGCAGAAACUUCUACUGAUUGCAGACAAAGUGAUUUGAUAUCAGUUGAACAAGAUACCGAAGAAAGUAUUAGUUGUGGUACUGUUUCCCCCUCAUCUCAAGAUUCAAGGGAAGAAGAUCUCAGUUACAAAAAGGGAGACCUUGGUUCUCUGGUGUUCAUAGAAUCCUUUGAAGUUAGUCUUGGCAAGACAAAUGCAUUCAUAUGCAAGUACAAGAAGAUAACUUGAAGGAUCUAGAAGGUAACAACAGGCAAGUAUGUAUAAAACACAUUGAAGGACUUGACAAUGAGAACUGCAUAGCAAUUACUGCAAAAGAUCCUAAAGCAGGGGUGUCAAACUCAAGCCCUGUGGGCCAGAUCCAGCUCGCAGGGUACUUACAUCUGGCCUGCAGGACUGGCCUGAAAACAGCAAAGGACUGAUCUGUGGUGCCUCUGUCAGCAAAAACGGAGCUCAGGAGGGCCGCAUGCAGCCGCCCAAGCUCAGUUUCUGCUGGCAGAGGGCUGCAGAAGGCUGUCACAGCCAAAAAUGGAGCUCGGGAGCCUGUUUUCACUGUCAGAGCGCUUGGGCCACAGGCGCUCCUGACACAAGUGACGGUCAAACUGAUCAUGCCCAUCCUGGCCACGCCCACCCUGGCUCCCCAAGGUCAAACACAAUCCUGAUGCAGCCCUCAAUGAAAUCAAAUUUGACAUCCCUGUCCUAAAGGAUUAUAUAGUAGGAUCUGUAACUAAAAACAUUGGGCUAAAUUUAGAUGUUUGAAAUGAAAGAGACAUGGUUGUUGGUCCUGAUAGAAAUAAACAUUAAUAGUGAGAUAGCUUUAAGGGACAUUAUUUCUCAAGCAGUGCUCAAGAUAACCAACAUGAUGCACUCUCUGAAGUGGUUGAUAACAGUCUUGCAUCAAUUCUUGGCAUUUACAUAUCACCAUUUUGCAAUAUUGGACAAGGAUUAUGCUUGGUGUGUCAUAGUGCAUUGUACUAUAUUGUAUUAUAUUCUGCCUUCAUGGGAAUCAUUGUGCAGGAUCUAACUGAUCUUUGGGAAUAUAUUCAGAAGAAACUUCUGAAAUAGGUUUCCUGGAUGCCAGUCCAUCUGAGCAUUAUUCAGACCAUUGGCAAUUGCUUUUCGUAGUCUUGUGUUAUGAAUGUGGGAGAUGAGGAUUCCCAAUUAAUAGAAAUCCUUUUCAUAUUCAUUAUUAUUAGAUUGCACUAUAAACAGAUUUGUGCCUGAAAAUCAUAAUGAAUCCUACUUCAGAAAUCAGUGCUUUCUAGCAAGAAAAUCCAAACUGUUUUUAGUAUUUUUCCUAGAAUUGUAUGAGAAGUCUCUGAAAAUACAAAACUUCAAAAAAACCACCUGAACCUAAGAAGACUAAUUUUGCAUUUUUGCACACAGAACAUUUUGGAGGACAGGUCUCUUUUUACACAAAUUCAUUAUUUAACUAGCAAUAAAAGGUACCUUUAUUUGUAUUCAAAAGGAAGAUAAAAGCAAAAAGAAAAUAUGCAAAUAUUCCUAAUAAAAUCAAAACAUUUGGUCUAAUUCAAAAUAUUAUAUUAUCUAUUUGGUGAAUUAAAAAUUAUAUAAGUGCCUGUAGCUGUUUUAGCAUUCUGAUUCAGGUGCAAUAGUUGUGUUAUGCUUCCAAUACUAUAUAUUAACUUAUCAGUGGAAAGUAUAACCAUUUGGACAAUGUAAAUUGGUUCAAAAUCAGGGAACUUUUUAAGUCUAAAUAUAUUUACAUUUCCCAAUUCAACAUGUGUGUAAGAAUGGUAAUGUAGAAAAUGAUUAUAUUAUCCCUCCUGGAUUUCUUCAAGGGCUGGAUCAGCACUGUAGUUCUCCACGGACUGGCCGGGGGUGGAUGCAUUUUCACAGCCUGUUUUCAGCCUGGACAGGCUCCUGCAGCACUUUGUUGACCAAAACAGGCCAUGUGAGGGACAGUGCGUGCUUCCCUGUGCCCCAUUUUGGCCGGCAAAGUACUUCAGGAGGCCAUCCAGGCCAAAAACCAGCCGCAAAAAUGCCCCUCCCCCAGCCAACCCACAGAGAACUACAAUGCUGAUCCAGCCCUCGAAGAAAUCCAGUUUGACACCCCUAAUCUAUACAUUCUAAGAACCUAAAGGGAGUACUCCAAUUGUUUCUGUAAUGGGCAUGACCUACCGUAGUCAAGAGUGGCUACAUUAGGUAUAUUUGGAGCAAGCAUAUUCUGUUAUGUAAGUUACAAAGCAAAGUUUUCUGUUGGUAGCAUAUGUCCAUUUUGAGGGUGGCCAAUGCCAUUGACAGCUACAAAAAAAUAAACAGCUGGCAUGCCCAUAAGUUUGUCUCUUAGCCUUACAGUACUGGAAAUAGCUGAGAAUGAAUCUGGUAUGUAAAGGUACUUUUUUCCCCUUUUGCAUUGGCACCAUGGAAUUGCUGCAAAGGUAGGCAAGAGUUAAUGUAGGGCCUACUUCACAUAGAUAGUUUUGUCCUUAAAAAGUUCUGGAAUGCAUUUAGAAAAUUGAAACGGGUGUAAUCAAAUAAAGAAUAACCUUUGUAAUUUGUGUCUGUAUUAUUUAUAAGAAGAGCCAUAUCCAAGUCACUUGUUCAGGAAUUUUAUUAACAGAAGAUAAUAUGCCAUUAUUUUUAGACAAAAAAAAUUGAAACACAUAGUAUGCAUUAUUUUCAAUAAUGCAAAUGUUGUAAUUAAUUUUAUACAUUUAAUCUUUUUUAUAUAUGGCAUUGGAUGGAUUGUAUAUGACACAUGAAAAUGUUUCAGGGAAAUAUAAGCAUAAAUUUUCCUACAUAAAGUGGCCUACCCCCUUCUGGAAGUCAUUCUAUUCUAGCUUCUGUUUCUUCUAAAAACAAAUGAUUCAUUCAUUUAUUACACAAGAAAUCUUUGAAAUUUCUCCCAUACAUCAUUUAGUAACUACUAAAAAUAAUCAAUAGAGGAGACUAAGUAUCACAUAACAAGACAAAAAAUAAUAUAAAAUAUAAUUAAAAUAAGGAAACAUUCUUACCAACUGGGUAAUAUGGCAAUGCUUUUGUUGUUUUAAUCUUACAUACGUUUUUCUU